AUGGAAUCAAACUUACAUACAAUUCAAGACAACCCAAAACAAUUAAGAACUCAUUUUGAAAAAGUUCAUGAAGAUUAUAUUAAAAAAUUGAAUGAAUGCAGUGAUUAUAUUCGAACCACGGAGAAGUUGUAUGAUCAAGCAAAAAAAAUUAAUGCUGAAUUAGAGCACAAACUAGCGAAUGUAUCUGACGAAGAAAAAGAAUGGAAAGAUAUCAAACUCAAAUUAUCAACAACAUCAAUUAAAGGCAAAAUUAUACUUGAUGUUGGUAGUGUAAAAUAUGCUACAAGUGUUGAUACAUUAAUACGUGAGAAAAAUACUUUCUUCGCUGCACUCUUCUCAGGACGAUGGGAACUUGAACGAGAUCCAAAUGAUAACAGUAUCUUCAUUGAUCGUAAUGGAAAGUUAUUUGAACAUAUUCUGGAAUAUUUCAGAACGGAUACCAUACCCAGUGACAUAAUGACUAAUGAAUCACUUCGUCAACGUCUUAUUCUAGAAGCAGAAUAUUUUUGUAUACACAAACUGAUUUAUAUAUUAACAGCACCCGAACGAAAACGUCAACGAGAAGAGCGCUUGGUUAUUGAGAAAAUUUUUCCAAAUGGAACAUUACUUCGACUGGAGCAUGCUACAAAACUUAAUAAGUUUUGCUGUAAGAUCGAUCAAAAAUGGGAACUAAUAUACAAAGCAACUCGUGAUGGAUUUAGUGCUAAUGCAUUUCAUUCACAUUGUGACAAUAAAGGACCAACAAUGACUAUUAUUCAAUCAAGCAAUAACUAUAUAUUUGGAGGUUAUACAAGUGUUUCAUGGGCUUCAUCUCAAAAGUAUCAGAAUGAUAGUGCAGCAUUUUUGUUCACAUUAACAAAUCCUCACGAUAUUCCACCUACGAAAUAUGAUAACAAGAGUUUUUUUCAUGGAAUAGAUGCCAUUUAUGAUGAUAGUGGGUCUGGACCUACAUUCGGCAACGGCAGCGACAUUUAUAUAUCUGAUAGUAGUAACAACAACAAUUCUAGCUACACUAAUUUUCCUACUGCGUAUUAUGAUACAACAGGUGAAGGUAACAAUACAUUCACAGGAGCUAAGAACUUCACUACAUCUGACAUUGAAGUAUUCAAAUUAGCUUAG
Molecule: messenger RNA, 1119 nt
Organism: Adineta steineri
Lineage: Eukaryota; Metazoa; Rotifera; Eurotatoria; Adinetida; Adinetidae
Source: the annotation of a GenBank genome assembly